Molecule: messenger RNA, 4863 nt
Organism: Trematomus bernacchii (emerald rockcod)
Lineage: Eukaryota; Metazoa; Chordata; Actinopteri; Perciformes; Nototheniidae
Gene: samd11
Product: sterile alpha motif domain containing 11
Exons: 13
Coding region: 494-3505 (1003 amino acids)
Biological process (GO): positive regulation of transcription by RNA polymerase II
Molecular function (GO): protein binding; DNA-binding transcription activator activity, RNA polymerase II-specific; RNA polymerase II cis-regulatory region sequence-specific DNA binding
Source: RefSeq, a predicted model, not a curated record
CAAAUCUUGUUUGGUCUGGGUCUGUGAACUUCAGCGUGACUUCUACGACAUACACAGGGGUUAAAAACAACUAUUUCCAAACUUUCAACUGCAUAAAUCCUGCGAAAAUACUACUCAGGAAUAUCAAGCCUGAUAUGUUUGGCUUAAGGCUUUAAAUAAUGCCAUUUGCCACAUUGUUUUAAGUAAAAGGCUAAAUAUACUAGGUAUAUUUAUCAGUUUAUUGUCUUUAAUAUUUGUUACAUUGUAGCCUAUCUUGAGCACUCGAAAACUUCCCAUAACUAAAUUGAAGUCCGUUUUUUUUUAUAGAUUGCAUUGCAGUCGAUUCAACAUUUUGCCUAUAGUGAAAUAAAAAAAAAAUCUUCGUUAUAUUUUCCCCAAGGACAAAAAAUAAGAGACGACGCAUAGCUGCGACUGGUAAUGAUCACCGUAGGUAACAUAAUGUCCGGGGCUCAGGGCUAACCAUGUCAGGUAUUAACAGAGCGAGCGUGAUUAAAUGUGGGAGGUAGGAGCUGCGAGGCUGGCGGAGAGCGCUGCUGCCGCUGCGAGCUGGAAACUACUGAAUGGGAAUCUAUCCGGCAACUUCGGCAGACUGCUGUCUCACGGCGAUACGGAGGCUCUGCGUAAAACCAAGCGGCGCGUCUCCAAGUCUGGGUCAGCCCAACUCACUGACGGAGAGGACGCUGAAGUUGGAUCAGGCGAGCAGCUUUUCACUUGUUACCGGCGCUCGGCUCACACUAACAUGCCUGCCAUCAAAAAGGAGAGGCUGGAUGGAGACGACAUGGCAUUGACUGCGUUCAACCAGUCCGAAUACCUGGCCCCUUUAAAUGCCACCGCUAUCCCCGUGGUGACCCCGCAUCCACCGCCCUACGACCAUAUUUUCGCCCAUCACCGCGCGUAUUUGGGGCUCCACGACUCGGCGCUGCAUCACCAGCACCUCCACCAUCACACGGACGACUUAAUGCUGGAAAGGUUCUCCUCCAUCCCCGACUUUCAGCCCUUCUUCGACAACGGGGAACCGUGCAUCGAGGUGGAGUGCGGGGAAAACAAGGCUUUGCUUUAUAUCAAUAAAUUGUGUCAAGGUAGUAAGGGACCCUCAAUUAAAUACCGGGGCGAGUGGCUCACCCCCAACGAGUUCCAGUUUGUCAGUGGACGAGAGACUGCCAAAGAUUGGAAACGGAGUAUAAGACACAAAGGAAAAAGUCUCAAGACUCUUAUGUCCAAAGGAAUCUUACAGGUGCACCCUCCGAUCUGUGACUGUCCCGGCUGUCGAAUUUCAUCUCCAGUAAACCGCGGGCGCUUGGCUGAGAAACGAACCAUCCCCCUCCCCCCAAACCGGGUGCCCAAGAAGGAGCUGGCCUCCAUCUUCAGCAGUGACGACAGUGAAGGCAGCGAGCGGGCCAGUGGGGAUCAUGCCCACAUCAAACAGGAGGACGAGUUGCAUUACAGUAUCAUGAGAAAGAGUCGUGACGGUGACCUCUCUACAAUCAUCUCCAACCUGCACCACACCAGACAGCACGGCAUGCCCGAGGGCGAGUCAGCCUCCGACCACAACACCACUACUGGACACACAGAUGACCUUCUAGGCAAGAGAAGAAGCUUCUCCCCCAACAGCAGCAGCGAGUGUCCCUCUGACAGCAAGAAGUCACGUAGCGUAUCCCCCAAAGAGAACUCCCAGAGCCCGGUGGUGGAGGCGGGCAGCAGCCACGGCCACAUGAGCCCUGAGGAGCACUACAGGCGCAUGAUGUCAGCGCUCAGCGAGCAGGGGUCCUACGAGGAGCAGCAGCAGCGCCUCUACCAGCUGGCGAGCAGCAUGGGUCUGCCGGGCCACGGUCAGUCCACAGGCUCUGUCUUUGUAGACAUGUUGCGUGCUCGCCAGGAGGCGCUGGCCGCAGCAGUGAGGAACCCUUCUGCCUUAGAAGCCCACCUUCCCUCGGCGGGCAGCUCCUCUUCAUCCAGUCAGAGACGCAAGCAGGGUCUCCCGCAGCACCGGGACGCACAUUACACAGACAGAGAACUGUCCCACCCACCACCCCUACUGUCCCCUCCAACCGGCCCUCACAUCGCCUUAGGACAUCACCUGCGGCCCCCUUUCCUGGGCAUGCCCUCUGCCCUUUGCCAAGCCCCCGGUUAUGGUUUCCUUCAACCAGCCCAAGCUGAGCUCUUUGCCCGGCAACAGGAGAUGCUGCGGAAGCAGAAUCUGGCCAGACUUGAGAUGUCGGCGGAGCUGCUGAGACAGAAAGAGUUGGAGAGUCUGCACCAUCGGCAGCAGCAGCAUCGUCUGCUGGGCUCCGACCAUUUAGGAGUUCUACCCCCCGGCCUCCCCCCCGACCAUCCAGCCCUGCGGAGCCUCCACGACAUCCCAGAAGGCCAUCCGCUACGCGAGGAGCUGGCCCGACGCUCAAAUGCAAUGUUGGUGCUUCGCCAUGGGGCCUCCACCCCCCUACUCACCCUCAACCACCACCACCAGCAUCAACAGCCAGGACCCCCGUCCACACCCAAAGACUCCCUCGCACAGAGAUCCACUGCUGGGCCAGAAGCUGAAUCCAGGAAGCCCCCCCGCAGGGCCCCCCAGACGCCGCUCCAUGCUGGGGAUCACGCAGGAGGAAGAGAGGACAGAGGGAGGGAGGGGCAGGAUGAGGAGAUGAAGGACUCAGACAGUGAAACAGAGAUGUGUGAGGAGAGGGAGGACAGCGCCGGGGCCAGGUCCAGCAGUAAACCCAGAGACAGGGAGACAGAGGGGGGGAGAGAGAGAGGCAGCAAGGGAGUGAGUGCCAAAGACCCUGCAGAGAGCUCCGGCAGGCUGAGCCCCCCGUGCGGUUCAGCAGGUACAGAGUCUCCCAGCAGGCACCUCUUCACCUCCGGACUGGGCAAGGCUGACGUCAAGUACCACCUGCCGCCAGGCUUCAUGCCCCCCCUGCCUGCUCUGCACGCCCAGUCUCUGCCCUUCGGAUUCCCCUACACCAACCCCUACUUCCACACGGGCUCUGUGGGAGGUCUUUUCAUGGAUGGAGAGGACUCGGCCACAGCGAACCCUGUGGAGGACAUCAGCAAGUGGAGUGUGGAGGACGUGUGCGGCUUCAUAAGCAGCCUGGCUGGGUGUGCUGAAUACACACAGGUGUUUCGGGAGCAGGCCAUUGAUGGAGAGACAUUACCGUUACUCACGGAGGAGCACCUGCUCACCACCAUGGGACUAAAGCUGGGGCCGGCGCUCAAGAUCCGCUCACAGGUGGCGCGGCGUGUUGGCAGGCUUUUCUACAUGACUGGAUUUCCGCUGGCUUUCCCAUUUCCGCCUUCUGCUGCACUGCGCCCCCCUGAACGUGAUCGGGACCCUAUUACAACGCCAUCUGACACGCCCCUACCUCUCUCUUUGUCCCUGCCCUGCAGACCCACCUCCACCAGCAGCAGCUCUUCUCCAUAUCGUGGCCCCACCCCAGGGUGCUCUUCACCCAAGCAGGAAAAUGGCUCCGUGGUCAUGGGGAGAUACGAGGCCAAAACUCCUUCGUAGGAGAGGACAUGCAGGGGAGGGGAGGGGAGACCUGCCUCGGAGAGAUCUCUGCCAGACCCCCCCACCUUGGGACCUUUAUGCUGAACUUGAGGGGGCAAUAUUGGACUGGAAUAACAGACAUUUUAAGCGUAUCCGACAAACCAAUCAGCCUCUGAGCUCCUCUGCGGUGGCUGUAGCCGAGCAGAAUCCAAACAAACUGGGUUGGAAGGGAGACACAUGAAGCGACAGAGGGACAGAGGGAAAGGAGACAGCUGGUCACAGACAGCCUGCCAAAAAAAAGGAGCGAAGCUCUGCCACAAAUGCGACAUUCUUGCAAGUCAGACAGUCAGACGCUGGAGGAAACUCUUCCUUCCUUCCUGGGCUGGAGGAAGCUCUUGUCUUUCUCACCACAAGCCCUAUAGAACCCAGGAAUUAAAAAGAGAUGCCGUUCCCCUUUUUUCCUCUCCCUCCUUCCCUCCUCCUGUUUCCUGAGGCAGCGUGGAGCAGUCUUUUUAGAGGCUGGAGUUAAAGCAUACGCUGAGCAGCACUCCACCAGCUCCCUCUUAUCACUGCAACUAUGCAUUCCUCUGUCCCGAUACCAAAGAUGACCGGAUGUGUGGAAUUGAAACCAUGUUUCACAACGUGUCUGCUUCUUUCUGCAUUAAUGGUCUCAGAGAAAGACUGGUCCAACAGGGAAGUGCUAGGCCAGCGCCUCUCACCAUGGCCUGUGUUCCAGGUGACACAGCUGUCAUUUACUGACGAACAAAGGCUUAAACAUUUUGGUGAAAUGGAGAAGCCUCAAUGGCGACUUGCGUCAUUGAAUGCUCGUGUUGACUACUGUGGGAGGUAGGAUAAACAUGCAAAAUUGUACAGAAUCAUGCUUAAAGAUGAAAAUAUCCUGAAGGUUACAUACGUGGUACUUUUACUUUUUGUUAAAUGUAGUUGCACGAAAAAGGUUUUCUUUACUAAAGAAAAAUGUGACUUGCUGAACUUUGGUACUUUUGUUCAUACUCUUGUUUUGCCAUUUCUAAAAGUGUAAUAUUAAAAUAUGUUCCAAUCUCAAAUGCUACUUCAGCAUAUAAAUAUGAGGAAAAAAAAUAUUUAUAGGACUUUUGAUGUAGUAGAUAAAGCAGAUUAUAAUAUGUAUUAUAAUUAGCCCUUAAGAUGGAUCCCAAAGAUACUUUUACUUUGUUUUCUCUUGGUUGCAGGGAAGACAAAGGCACAAAGCUCUUAAUGCAAAUGUUUUGAAUUUGUUGUUUUUUUAAUUUCUACGCAAGCAAUGAAUUAAAAAAAAUGGUCUCUAGAUUUCCCUUCAAAAGUUUUGUCUUCAUUCUAUUUUUCUAUUCACCACACAGGUGAAAUAAAUCCUACAGAAAUUC